AUGCGUGGCUCAGCAGCUGAAGAGGGAGUGCAGCUCGACGCACGUGAGUUUGACCACCCCCUUCCCCUCGAAGACCCGUCUCGACGUUUGCUGACCACGGAUGUUGCAGCAACGCAGCCCCCAAGCAUGACCGAAAUCUACGACGCCCUCCCACCCGAUGGCCUCUGCUACGAGCAGCUUUUGGAAAGAUUUGAGGACCGUUUGGAAACCCACGACGCGUGGACUUUUGCUAGGAUGCUGGCAUCUGUUGGCCAUUUUGACCGACGCACCUGCCGGGUGAUGCCCAAUUCGCGGGACAAGAUUGUAGAAGAUGGCCACCCUAACCCUAAACUAUCCGAGCGCCUUGGGGAAGAAAGAGACAUGUAUUUGACCAUCGAGAAGAUUCUCAAGCGGACCGAGGUCCCCGCAGAGUCCAAUCACGAGGCCCAGCUCAUCGCGGACCGUCUUGCCGUCGAGGCCUCGCUCACACGAUGCAAGGCUACGAACGAAGCGCUUGAGACGCAAAAGGUCGACCUCGAGGCGCAGGCUGCGGCUGCUGCAAAGGCGGAGAGCACACUUGCACAGUACAAGGCUAGGAAUGAAGCGCUCGAGGCGCAGGCUGCGGCUGCUGCAAAGGAGACGGAGAGCACAGUUGCACAGUACAAGGUUAGGAACGAAGCGCUCGAGGCGCAGGCUGCGGCUGCUGCAAAGGAAACGGAGAGCACAGUUGCACAGUACAAGGCUAGGGAUGAAGCGCUCGAAAGGACCAAGACCGACCUCGAGGCGCAGGCUGCGGCUGCUGCAAAGGAGACGGAGAGCACACUUGCACAGUACAAGGCUAGAUACGAAGCGCUCGAAAGGACCAAGGCCGACCUCGAGGCGCAGGCUGCGGCUGCUGCAAAGGCGACGGAGAGCACAGUUGCACAGUACAAGGCUAGGAAUGAAGCGCUCGAAAGGACCAAGGCCGACCUCGAGGCGCAGGCUGCGGCUGCUGCAAAGGAGACGGAGAGUACACUUGCACCGUACAAGAAGUGCAACGAAGCGCUCGAGAGGACAAAUGCACAGUACAAGAAGUGCAACGAAGCGUUCGAAAGGACGAAUGCACAGUACAAGGCUAUGAAUGAAGCGCUCGAGGCGCAGGCUGCGGCUGCUGCAAAGGAGACGGAGAGCACAGUUGCACAGUAUAGGAAGUCCAACGAAGCGUUCGAGACGCAAAAGAACAACCUCGAGGCGCAGCUUUGCAAGGAACGCGACGAUGCGAAGCAGCGCAUAAAGGGCCUCACAAAAGCGCUUGGCAAACCGCGAGAUAACCACCUGCAACGAUUUCUUCGCAUCGGCAACCAUCCGCUACCUCCCCAGUUUGGUGAACGCGAGCGCUCCGAGCUGGUGGUGGAUGAGAAGGGAGGCGAGGUCACGUUGCACUUCAACGACACGCAACAUAGAUUCCAGUUCGACCACAUUUUCGAUUCGAUGGACGACGACGAAGUCACGGCAACCUUCCACCCGUACAUUGAACACGUUGCCGAUGGUGGAUUAAGCGUCAUCAUGACCGAUGGUCCAUCUGCGAGCGGCAAGUCGCACACCCUCAUGUGCGGUCGCCAUUCAAUCGCCCAAGAAGCUGGGCGCAUCCUACUAGAACGCGCCGAGGAUGGCGAUGCUCACAUCAAGAUCAAAGCCGUGGAAAUGCUGCAAGAAGAGACGAGGAUCGAUUGGAUGAAGCCUUCUGAGCGGGAGCAAUUUGGCAUCGUGCUGGAAGACGAGGCGUACCACGUCACGUCCGAGGAAGGUGUACGAGCGGUGCUGCAGCACAUUGAAGAGCACCGGACGGUCACUGGAACCAACAUGAAUAGCAAAUCGUCCCGGAAGCACUUGCGGAUCGAGAUGUACCAUGGGCCAGGUCGUCUCGUCUUGCUCGACGUCUGCGGUGCCGAACGCCCCAAGGACGUUGGCAUGGCAGACGAGCAUGGCACGCUGCACAUCAAUCGGACCCGGUCUGAUUAUCAACGCUGCAUACAGUCUCUUCGCACGCCCAAGGGCUUUUACAGUGCCCCAAAACAAUCGAGGGUAAGCAGACGGUACCGUUUACGAAAUGCGCUGACCUUUUGCGUAGCUCGCUGCGUUUGUAAGCAACACCAUGAAGAGCAUCACAUGUCCGCCCGCCGCGGAUGGCUCUAG
Didymosphaeria variabile is the source of this 2154-nucleotide messenger RNA. RefSeq lists its product as uncharacterized. Gene Ontology annotation, molecular function: ATP binding; microtubule binding; microtubule motor activity. The transcript has 2 exons. The record is from RefSeq and is a predicted model, not a curated record. Lineage: Eukaryota; Fungi; Ascomycota; Dothideomycetes; Pleosporales; Didymosphaeriaceae. The coding region runs from base 1 to 2154 and encodes 717 amino acids. Gene Ontology annotation, biological process: microtubule-based movement. Gene Ontology annotation, cellular component: microtubule; kinesin complex.